CUUAUCCUCCACCGCUUCCUUAACCUGCGCACCCCCUGGAUCAUGUGACUCUCCGUCUUCCUCUUCUUCUUCCCUUCAAUUGAUGACUACAAGCCCCGUUAUCUGGAAGCUCAAACGACGACGCCGACGCAUCGGUGAAGGGUAAAUCCGUAAUUCCCCCGCUCGCCGUCUCGGAAACUCCCAGUUCGUUCUUUUCCGUUGCUUCGAAUGGACGUCCUAGUGGGCCCCACCUUCUCCAUCGACGUAUCGUCCUACGGCCCCGCGCCGACGCAGGACAACCGCAACCGCGGCGGUCUGUACCUGAAUCAGGACCGCGGCGCCGCGGUGGCGGAGAAGGCGUCGUCGGACAGCUCGUCGUCUAUCGGUGUUCCGGAUGACAGCGAGGAAGAGGAAGACUCCAAAGGCGAUAACGGCGAUGAGGUGCAGAGCAAGUUUAACGGCGGCGGAGGAGGAGGGUUGGGUUCUCUGGGUUCAUUUGGAUCACUCGAAGAUUCUCUCCCAAUCAAGAGGGGAUUAUCCAACUAUUUUUCAGGAAAAUCAAAGUCAUUUGCCAGCCUGUCAGAAGUGAGCAGCACUGUGAGUUCAGUGAAGGAGGUGGAGAAGCAGGACAACCCAUUCAACAAGCGGCGGCGGGUUCUGAUCGCCUCCAAGUGGUCGAGAAGAUCUUCGUCUUCCUCCUCCCUCUACAACUGGCCAAACCCUAAGUCCAUGCCGCUGCUAGCCCUAGCCGAAGACGGAGACGAAGAUGACGACGAACACGGCCGCGAUCGAGAAGGCGAGGGAGAGAACGCGUCGUCGGAGCAAUCCUCAUCGGACGAGAAGGAGGAUCAGGAGAGGAGGGCCCCACAGAAACUGCUCGACAGGAGGCUGAAGAGCUUCAAGUCAAAGAGUUGCUAUUGCCUCUCAGAUCUGCAGGAACACGAUGAGCAGUAACAACUGGUGGUAUUUUUUUUUAAUAAUUUUUAUUUUGAUUUAGUUUUAGGGUUGUUGGAUGGAUGGCGGGGUUUGUGUUGUUUGUACGUGGGCAGUCAGAAAAAAAUAUAUAAAUAUAUAAAUGGCUAACUUUGUUUCUUCA
Messenger RNA from Pyrus x bretschneideri (Chinese white pear), 1075 nucleotides. RefSeq lists its product as uncharacterized. Lineage: Eukaryota; Viridiplantae; Streptophyta; Magnoliopsida; Rosales; Rosaceae. The record is from RefSeq and is a predicted model, not a curated record. The coding region runs from base 208 to 933 and encodes 241 amino acids. The transcript is spliced from 2 exons.